Molecule: messenger RNA, 3132 nt
Organism: Bombus impatiens (common eastern bumble bee)
Lineage: Eukaryota; Metazoa; Arthropoda; Insecta; Hymenoptera; Apidae
Gene: Tm1
Product: tropomyosin Per a 7.0102
Exons: 8
Coding region: 431-1870 (479 amino acids)
Biological process (GO): actin filament organization; muscle contraction
Cellular component (GO): actin filament
Molecular function (GO): actin filament binding
Source: RefSeq, a predicted model, not a curated record
AACGGAGCGCACAGUCGAGCAUUAGUACGCGAAGCUGCCGCUUCGUUUGUUCGGCGGUGGUCGGCAAACUUCGGUUUCGUGUCGUAGUUUAUGGUAGGGGUAACCUGGAUCGAGCAUAGAGCAAUAGACGGAGAAAGAGAGAGAGAAAGCAAGAGCAAGAUAGAAAUCAGACCAGGACGGUGCAGAGAGCAGAGACCAACGUGUCUCCUCUCGUGCAUGCGUUCGCCUGUACGGAACGGUGGUGUGUGUGCAACAUAGAGAGACAGACAGAAGGACGUAUGCGUGGCGCGGUGAGAAACGUGUUACGAACAGUGACAGACAAGAUGGCGGUGUGUCUUGUGCAGUAGUAGGAACAGUGGUACGUAGAGUACAUUAGAAGGAUAAAUAGUGGAAGAAAGGGGUUAGGUGAAAGGUUUAGCAGCUGGAUAGUAUGGAACCAGCUCUUACGACGACCACGAGACGUCGCGGUCAUCAACAUCAUCCGCGGUACACUACGCGUCGACGUAUCGAUGUCUCCAGCAGAGGACCCGCGCAGUGUGGCCCUGCUGAUAUCGUUAAAGAUACGCCGACUGGUAACAACGAAACGCCAACGACUACAACGUCAUCGAGACUCGAUGAAAAAAGCACUGUCAUUGGUACGGAGUGUUCGACCGCGGUGACAGUACCCACGAUCGUCGGCCCGAGGUGGCUCCAAGAUCCGACGGCCACUGCUGUAUCCUCAAAAGACGUCAACAAGAUAACGUACAAGCUCGAAGAUGAUGACAGAGAGGACAUCCGACACAGGCUCGCGCAGUGUAGCCUGGAUGUCCUCAAUGAACGACGCGAACAGUUUGUUCUUGAUAGAAACGAGAACGAGAGCUGUGACAGCCACGAGACGGAACAACCAUCAACUGAUAAGCCUCGAUUAAGGCCACGUGGGAACGAGAUAUGCAAAAACGAGUCCGACAACGAGACGAGGAGCAAAGAAACUUCACCGGAGCCUGAGCACGCGGUCGCGAGGGCUCGCGGUGACGGGAACUCUGACGACGAGUCGACCAACGUCGAGGAGGACCCUGAACUUGCUGAGCUUGCCAAGCUUAGAUGUCCUAGCGAAAGGACCGAGGUGCAAGCUGAAAGGGAAGCAAGAAGAAGAAAGAGAUGCGCCGAUUAUCCUGGAUUAGCUUUCGGAUGGUCCAUAUUCUCCAGCGACACGAUGAUGAAAUUCGGUCUCAUAAGGAACGAAUUGCAGAAUAUUAUGGGGAACCAGCUUAAACGGGCUGAGUCCGAAGUAGCCGCUCUGAAUCGUCGUAUCCAAUUGUUGGAGGAGGACCUCGAGAGAUCGGAGGAACGCCUCGCAACGGCCACUGCUAAAUUGGCAGAGGCGUCGCAAGCUGCGGAUGAGAGCGAACGGAUACGCAAGGCACUCGAAAACCGUACCAAUAUGGAAGAUGACCGAGUAUCCCUGUUGGAGCAACAGCUAGCACAGGCUAAACUGAUCGCCGAGGAGGCGGAUAAAAAAUACGAGGAGGUUGCCAGAAAACUAGUCAUGAUGGAGCAGGAUCUUGAGCGCGCCGAGGAAAAGGCAGAACUUUCGGAAGGGAAGAUCGUCGAGCUUGAAGAAGAGCUGCGCGUAGUUGGCAACAACCUGAAAUCCCUCGAGGUUUCCGAAGAGAAGGCGACGCAAAGAGAGGAGACUUUCGUGGGCCAGGUGAAGAUUCUGGAUAGUCAAUUAAAAGAGGCUGAAGCUCGUGCCGAGUUCGCAGAAAGAUCCGUGCAGAAAUUGCAGAAGGAGGUCGACAGGCUCGAAGACGACCUUGCCGCCGAGAGAGAGAAAAACAAAUUGCUCCAGGAAGAGAUGGAGGCCACCCUGCAUGACAUCCAGAACAUGUAGAUCGUGUCUCGCGGCUGACAGAAACAUGAGAGAAAAAAAAGUCGAGAAAAGAUUUAUAUAAAUAACAAAAACGUUGAGAAUUUAAAAAGCAUACGCAGAUACUAGGGUACGAUUCCUUCGGGAUUAAAGGAACAAAACAGAGAUAAAAGGAAUGAAAAGUAAAUACUGUAAACAGAAUUCGAAAGGGGUGAGGGUCGCAGAACGAACGAACGAACGAACAUCGAAAGUUUUUUUGAGUUCGACGAUAUUUAUCGAAAUAUCGUUGAGAAACAAAAAAUACACGCUGUGCGACACGAGUGCUUUCGUAAACGUUUCGCAAAACGUUGAAAAACUUCUUUUUUUUUUCUUUUCUUCCUUCCUUUUCUCUUUUUCGUCAGAAAGAGAGGAUAUACUUUAUACUUUGUAUACUUCUGCUGCGCACGCUUUUCACUCGAACUAUCGUUUCUUCAUCCUUUUCGUAGGAAAGGAUAGAACGAUGGUUCGAGUAAAAUGUAUAAUGUAUAAAAAAAGAAAGGUAGAGUGUGCGGUUUGUCAAAGGGGCUCGAAGAUGAAAACUCCCUUUGUCUUCUGUGUUUCUUUUCUUCUUUUUCUUUGAAAUUUUGUCGUUUGUUGUCCAAAACAUAUCUUUCACGACUAUCAUUUUUUUUUCUUUUCUUCUCUGGUAAUGCUUGCUUUUAAUUGGAUUGUCGAUCAGUAUGAUUAAUUUCAAUACCAUUGAGUGUCUUUUAAUUCCUUACGAGGCGAGUACUGUAAAAGAGAAUCGUGAGCGAAGACAUAGGAAACAGAGUAAAAAGGGCAACCGAUCAAAGCGUGUACGUCAAGGAAGAAUUUUCUAUCGAGUUUGUCAAGUAUUUUCCACCUGUUACGUCCUAUCACGUAUCGUGGCUUCCGAACGUUCGUAAGACAUCGCGAGAUUUAUUCUACUUUUUUAAUUAAUCUAUUUUGCUGAAAAUUCUACUCUUCUGUAUUUUAAUUAUUAUCUUUAUGUACGUGAGAUAGUUAUACAGCUUUUAUAUAAACAGUAUUAAAUUGAAUAAUUAAUGGCUUAGACUCCUCGAUUUGUUAAUUAAUGCACAUUUCAAUGACAAUCAUAAAAAGUUCCAAUAAACAUAUUGGGACGACCUUAACAAAAAUAUUUGACAAACUCGACCACAUAAGUAAAUUUUUCCUCGGCGUAGGACUACUGUAUGAAUUGGCAGCAAAAGGGCGAACAUGACCAUUGUUCGUUGCUUUUCGUCGUUAACGUUUUAUAAUUCCUUGGG